Aphanomyces invadans is the source of this 2245-nucleotide messenger RNA. RefSeq lists its product as hypothetical. Gene Ontology annotation, cellular component: endoplasmic reticulum; membrane. Gene Ontology annotation, molecular function: long-chain fatty acid-CoA ligase activity. The transcript has 4 exons. The record is from RefSeq and is a predicted model, not a curated record. Bases 62 to 2245 code for a protein of 727 amino acids. Lineage: Eukaryota; Oomycota; Saprolegniomycetes; Saprolegniales; Verrucalvaceae.
UUCACCUACUAGUUGUCCGAGUGGUACCUUGAAUGGCAAGGGAUCGCGCAAUCGGGGCAUCAUGUGGGAUGUCGUCGUGCAUUCUCCAAGUCUACUUGCACCGACCAGCAUGGCUUUCCUUGGCACUUCCCUCGCGGUGGCUGGCGUAGGCGCGGCGGCGUAUUGUUUCUUGGCCGACCCAACUCCAUCGCCAACUGAGCCACGACCGUCCGUCGUAGUCGACAAUGCGAACGUCAAGCCUGGCCACGGUCCCGUCUACAGCGUUGGGUCUCUGCCAGUACCAAGGUUCGCCACGAUGCUGGAUGCGCUCGAAGAUGCCGUCAAGUCGAAUCCGCACGGAAGGUUCCUCGGCCAUCGGCCAAUUGACAAGACCACUGGCGACGCGCUGGACUACGUGUGGGCCACUUAUGCGCACGUGCUCGUGCGCAUUCGGCACGUCGCGGCAGGUCUCCAACACGAACGCUUGGUGGAAGUGACUACCGAUGGCGAACGCCCGUUGUGCGUGUACAUGAAAAACCGACCAGAGUGGGUGGUGGCGCAGUACGCAGCGUACAUGUGCGGCGGGUUUCCCGUCGCUCUGUACGACACGCUCGGCGAAAACUCUACCGCAUUCGUUCUAAACCAAACGCUGGCGUCGACAGUUGUGUGCUCGGCCGAAAAAGUGGCGACGAUUGUAGCCGCGAAACCACACGCUGCGACGCUCAAAGCGCUCGUGAUCGUCGAUUCAGACGCCAUUGAGCCAGCCGACAAGGCAGCGGCGGAAGCAGCCGGCCUCAGAGUGUACUCGUUCGACGAGCUCGAGGGACUUGGGGCCAAGCAUGGCAUGUCGUCGAAGACGCGCCGCCCGUCCGCUGCGGACAUUUACUGUCUUGUGUACACGAGUGGCACGACGGGAACGCCGAAAGGGGUCCCGAUCUCGCACCAGAACAUCCUGUUUGAGUUCGAAGGGCUGCGCAACCGGUUUGGGGUCGGGAAAGGCACACGAAUUUUCACGCGCGAGUGCCGCCACUUGUCGUUCUUGCCGCUGGCCCACUGCAUGGAGCACUCGAUCCACACGACGACAAUUCUCGCCCAAGGGUGCAUUGGGUUCUACCAGGGCAACCCGGUCAAACUGCUCGACGACCUGGUCUUGCUUCGACCGACCGUGUUUGGAGCCGUGCCACGCCUUCUGAAUCGCAUCUACGACAAAAUCGUGCACGGCGCGCGGGCAGCCGGCGGGUUCAAAGCAUGGUUGUUUGACGUGGCCGUCCAGACGAAACUGGACAACCUCCGGCGGCACGGCAUCGUGCGCCAUGCGCUUUUCGACGCGCUUGUGUUUUCCAAGGUGCUGAAGAAAGUUGGGCUGGACGAGUGCUGCCUCGUCGCGUCCGGGUCGGCGCCGCUGGCGGAAGACGUGAUGGAUUUCUUUCGCAUCAUGUUUGACUGCCCGAUCUUUGAAGGCUACGGUCAGUCGGAAGCGACCGCCGUGACCGUCAUGACCCACAUCUCGGACCUCGACAGCGGCAACGUCGGCAUCCCGCUCAUCACGUGCCACACAAAGCUCGUGUCGGUGCCUGACCUCGGAUACAACGUGACCGACACGACCCACGGCGACAACCCGGCGACGCGAAUCGCUGUGGCCGGCCGCGGCGAGAUCUGCUUUCGCGGGCCGACCGUGUUUACAGGAUAUUACAAAGACCCAGAGCGGACCGCGGACGUGUUUGACACGGACGGGUGGCUCCAUUCCGGCGACAUUGGCGUGUGGACGCUGGACGGCCGGCUCAAGAUUGUCGACCGGAAGAAGAACAUCUUCAAGUUGAGCCAGGGCGAGUACAUUGCGCCCGAGAAGGUCGAGAACAUUUUGGUCGCGAGUCCGUGCGUCGUGCAGUCGUUUGUGUACGGAGACAGUCUCCAUUCGGUGCUGGUGGCGAUUGUCGUGCCGGACGAGGACGAGCUCCGGGCGUUCGCAUCCAUGCGGGGGGAGCCGACGGCAGGAUCGUUCGAAGAGUUGUGUGCCAACACGCGGGUCGUCAACGACCUGCUCGAGUCGCUGACGGAGCUGUGUAAAUCGCGAAAGUUGCUCGGGUUCGAGAUCCCCAAGGCGGUGAAACUUCACCCGACCCCUUUUACGGCUGACGACACCCUGACCACACCAACGUUUAAACUCAAGCGUGCCCAAGCCAAGCGCGUGUUCGGCAGCGCCAUCCAUGCGCUGUACGAGCAGUGCGGGGAUCGUGUGGCAGGCCGCAUCCUGUCCCAGCGGUAG